AUGCCUCACACCGAGUUAUCGUUCUCGGAGUCAAUUAAAGACGAUAUCGCGUCCUGGAGUGUGGCUUCGAAAUGCGCCAUCGUCAACGCCUGUUGGCCACAUCUACAUUCGUUAUCUCACAACUUCGACGAACAAGAGUAUUCUGCUUUUUUCGAGAUUCUAGGCAGGAUAUUGAAGAAUCUGUCCCCUGCGCGAAACUUCAAGAUCCAAAAUUUGAACGACCUUAUCAAGGCGACCGAUUUUCUUGUAGCGAAUCGACAACAAACUAAGGGAGCGUUGGUAGCAGAGUUUAUUGGCCAGUCAGGUGAUGCCAAAGAGGAAGAUGUUGUUCGAAUGAUUGAGCUGGUUGCUCGAGUUCAAGUCGGGAUCAAUAUAUGUUCUCAAGGGAUGUCUACUGGACGGCAAACUUCUCGUGACACCCCUGUAGAAUGGCCACCAGAUAAGACUCUCCCGGAAGUAAUCGCGACCUUCUUUGAAAACAAGAAAAGGCGAGCCAUAUCCUCCGAUGAGAUAUUCGACCCCUCAUUCACUGCCGCGAAACUGAAAGGAAUCUGUCAUCUGCACAUUCGCUGGACAGAUAAUCUAGUCGACCAUCUAAAACUCGAUGGUCGUCCUGGAGAUCGAAUUCUCUCAAUAUACCGUCACAAGCUGUUCCUCACGAACCAUCGCCAUCUCAACUCGCCAAACAUUAUACCGACAAAGGUCCUGGACGAAGCGAUGCGAACACUCGCCCUUCUCUUUCCAUCUGGCGACUCUAAGACUAUUUCUCUUCUCAAAAAAGAAAAGAUCCCUGAUUGGUCUAUCGUUCCCUCGGAAAUCUCGCGGGAGAUGGCACUCGAUGACUUCGAGUACUGGCGGGGUGAUUUAGCACGAUUACUAGACCUAAAGCGUGGACCACCAGAGACGAUUGCCCAAACACUACUGGACACCAGGGAUUUUUCCCAGUUUGCUACUCUGUGGAUUGCUAUCCUUGGUGUCUUCCUCAUCACAGUAAUAUUUGGUACUUUAUCUACAGUAUAUGCGAUAAAGCAGUAUCAGAUGGCUGUGAAGUCAUACGAUCUAUCUUUAGCUACAGCCUGUCAGCAGUUACCGCAGCUGCCAGGAUUCUGCCCUUUGAAUGCCCCACCGAUAUGA
Messenger RNA from Bipolaris oryzae ATCC 44560, 1134 nucleotides. RefSeq lists its product as uncharacterized. The coding region runs from base 1 to 1134 and encodes 377 amino acids. The transcript has a single exon. Lineage: Eukaryota; Fungi; Ascomycota; Dothideomycetes; Pleosporales; Pleosporaceae. The record is from RefSeq and is a predicted model, not a curated record.